ACAUCCCUAGAGAGACGUGUCACGUCAGCCGGUUGGCUGUCAGCGAGCUUGUUUUAAUUUACGUGUAUUUUAUGAAAUAUCUUCACAAAAGCUUGAGGAAAUGUUAACAAAGUUUGAAACUAAGUCGGCGAGGGUGAAAGGUAUAUCCUUUCACGCAAAACGGCCAUGGGUCCUCGCCAGUUUACACAAUGGUGUGAUUCAGCUAUGGGACUAUCGUAUGUGCACAUUACUGGAGAAAUUUGAUGAACACGACGGUCCAGUGCGUGGAAUCUGCUUCCACCAGCAACAGCCGCUGUUUGUGUCCGGCGGUGAUGACUACAAGAUCAAGGUGUGGAACUAUAAACAAAGGCGAUGUCUGUUCACACUGCUGGGCCACUUGGACUACAUCAGGACAACAUUCUUCCACCAUGAGUACCCUUGGAUAUUGAGCGCAUCAGAUGAUCAGACAAUAAGGAUAUGGAACUGGCAAUCGCGACAAUGCAUCAGCAUACUCACUGGCCACAACCACUAUGUAAUGUGUGCUCAGUUCCAUCCCACAGAAGAUCUAUUGGUAUCCGCAUCUCUUGACCAAUCUGUUCGUGUGUGGGACUUCUCUGGACUUAGGAAGAAGAGUGUGGCUCCUGGCCCUACAGGACUUGCUGAGCAUCUGAGAAAUCCUCAGGCAACGGAUCUGUUCGGACAGCAACUGUACAUACAGGCGGAUGCGGUUGUGAAGCACGUACUGGAGGGGCACGAUCGAGGCGUAAACUGGGCAGCCUUCCAUCCAACACUGCCACUCAUAGCGUCCGCCGCUGACGACAGACAAGUCAAGCUCUGGAGGAUGAAUGAUGCUAAGGCAUGGGAGGUGGACACAUGCCGCAGCCACUACCACAACGUGUCGUGCGUGUUGUUCCACGCCAGGCACGAGCUGAUCCUCUCCAACAGCGAGGACAAGACCAUCCGCGUGUGGGACGUCACCAAGCGCACAUGUCUGCACACAUUCCGCAGGGAGAACGAACGGUACUGGGUACUAGCCGCGCAUCCCUCGCUGAACCUGUUCGCGGCGGGGCACGACGCGGGCAUGGUGCUGUUCAAGCUGCAGCGAGAGAGGCCCGCGUACGCCGUGCAUAACAACAUGCUGUUCUACAUCAAGGACAAACAAUUGCGCAAAUUGGACAUGGGAACCAACCGUGACGCUCCUGUCAUGCAGAUUAAAGGCGUCGGCAGAAAUCAACCUUACAGUAUGUCACUGAACCACGCGGAGUGGUCGCUGCUGGUGAACUGGCGCAUAGGCGAGAACAGCGCGUACGAGAUGUACUCCAUGCCGCGCGACGGCGCCGACGUCUCCGGCGAGCCCGCGCGCGCGCCCGCCACCACCGCCGUCUGGGUCGCCAGGAACAGAUUCGCCGCGCUCGACAAGAACAACCAGCUGGUAAUCCGUAACUUAAAGAACGAGGUGUCUAAGAAGAUCUCGACGCCGUCAUGUGAGGAGAUCAUGUACGCGGGCACCGGCAUGCUGCUGCUGCGCGAGCCGGACACCGUGCAGCUGUUGGACGUGCAGCAGAAGAGGACCGUGGCCUCGGUGAAAGUAGCAAAGUGCCGCUACGCGAUAUGGAACUCGGACAUGUCGCUAGUGGCUCUACUGGGCAAGCACACAGUAACGUUAUGCACAAAGAAGUUGGAGCAGCUGUGCAGUGUGACGGAGGGUGCUAGGGUGAAGUCCGGCGCGUUCGACGACUCCACACCACAGCCCGUGUUCAUCUACACUACGGCUAAUCACAUUAAAUACUGUUGUAAGGAUGGUGACUACGGAAUCAUCCGCACGCUGGACGUGCCGGUGUACGCGGUGAAGGUGCUGGCCACGGACGCGGGCGCACGCGUCGUGUGUCUCGACCGCGAGUGCAGGCCCAAGGUGCUCAACAUCGACCCCACUGAGUACAGGUUCAAGCUGGCGCUGGUGACGCGGCAGUACGACCAGGUGCUGCACAUGGUGCGCACAGCCAAGCUCGUUGGGCAGAGUAUCAUUGCGUAUCUUCAGGAGAAAGGGUACCCCGAGGUGGCGCUGCACUUCGUGAAGGAGCCGCGCACGCGCCUGUCGCUGGCGCUGCAGUGCGGCAACAUCGACGUGGCGCUCGACGCCGCCAAGACCAUCGACGAGCCCGACGCCUGGGACAAGCUCGCCAGCGCCGCCCUCGCCACCGGCAACCACCAGAUCGUAGAGAUGUGCUACCAACGCACGAAGAACUUCGACAAACUAUCAUUCCUAUACCUGGUCACGGGGAACCUGGACAAGCUGCGCAAGAUGACCAAGAUCGCGGAGAUACGCAAGGACGUGUCCGCGCAGUUCCAGGGCGCGCUGCUGCUCGGAGACGUUACCGAGAGGAUACGGCUGCUCACCAAUGCUGGACAGCUCUCCCUAGCAUACUUGACCGCCAUAAACCACAAGCAGUUUGAGGAGGCGGAGAAAUUAAAGGCUGCGCUGGAGGCAGCCAACUUGCCCAUUCCAGAACCGAACCCCGACGCGGUGUUCCUCAGGCCGCCGCUACCCGUCCACAAAGCACAACCCAACUGGCCCUUGUUGGCAGUUUCCAAGAGUUUCUUCGAGGUGGCCGGAGCGAGCGCCCGCGGCGAGACUAGUGCUGCGGCCGCGGCGCCGCUCGACGAGCCGCUCGAGGCCGCCGGCGCCUGGGGCGACGACGACGUCGAGCUCAACGACGACAACAAGGAUGAAGAUGAGCAAGAGGUAAUGGAGGACGCGUGCGACGACGGUGGCUGGGACGUCGGCGACGAGGACCUCGACCUGCCCGAGGAAUUAGCGCCUGUUUCCGCUGAUAUCGACGGCGCCGAGGAGAGUUCAGAAUACUUCGUGGCGCCGACGCGCGGCACCAGCGACAUGCUCUCCGGCAAACUAAAGACGGCGCACGAUCACAUCACCACUGGACAGUUCGAAAUAGCGUUCAGAUUGUUGAACGAGCAAGUGGGCAUCGUGAACUUCGAGCCGUACCUGCAACUGUUCGUGAGCAUGUUCGCGGCGGCGCGCGUGUGCUUCGGCGCGCUGCCGAGUGUGCCGCCGCUCAGCGCCCACCUGCACCGCAACUGGAAGGAGGCUAGCGGGAAGGACUUGCUACCUGUUCUCACGGCGAAACUGAACGACUUAGUAACACAGCUGCAACAGUGCUACCAGCUGACCACAUCGGGCAAGUUCACGGAAGCGAUCGACAAACUGCAGCGCAUCGUGCAGAGCGUGCCGCUGUUGCACGUGGACGGCAAGACAGAACUCACGGAGGCGCAGCAGCUCCUCAACAUAUGCAGGGAGUACUUGCUCGGGCUGCAGAUGGAGACCGCUAGGAAAGCGAUGCCCAAAAACACACUAGAAGAACAAAAGCGCACAUGCGAGAUGGCGGCGUACUUCACACACUGCAAGUUGCAGCCGGUGCACCAGAUCCUGACGCUGCGAACAGCACUCAACAUGUUUUUCAAGCUGAAGAACUACCGCACAGCCGCUUCCUUCGCGAGGAGAUUGCUGGAGCUUGGACCCAGGCCGGAGGUGGCGCAGCAGGCGAGGAAGAUACUGCAAGCGUGCGAGAAGACGCCCACAGACGAACACCAACUGUUCUACGACGAACACAAUCCGUUCAACAUUUGCGGCAUCAGCUAUAAGCCGAUAUACCGAGGGAAGCCGGAGGAGAAAUGCUCGCUUUGCGGAGCCAGCUUCAUGCCAGAACACAAAGGGAAGCUCUGCCCUGUGUGCGGGGUCGCGGAGAUCGGCAAGGACGUGCUCGGACUAAGGAUCUGUCCCGUGCAGUUCCAGAGAUAAUUGUAUUUAUGUAAGAUUAUAUAGAAUAAAUUGUAUCACGUUUCAACAAUAAUUUAUUUACAAA
Molecule: messenger RNA, 3860 nt
Organism: Manduca sexta (tobacco hornworm)
Lineage: Eukaryota; Metazoa; Arthropoda; Insecta; Lepidoptera; Sphingidae
Gene: alphaCOP
Product: coatomer subunit alpha
Exons: 21
Coding region: 101-3796 (1231 amino acids)
Biological process (GO): endoplasmic reticulum to Golgi vesicle-mediated transport; intra-Golgi vesicle-mediated transport; intracellular protein transport
Cellular component (GO): COPI vesicle coat
Molecular function (GO): protein binding; structural molecule activity
Source: RefSeq, a predicted model, not a curated record